UAUCACUAUUUCUAGUGACGGUUUCUGUACAGUUUUCCGUCAAUUUCUUUCAGAAAAACUGAAUUUCCAUCCAAAUGUCACUUGUCAUGUUUGUGUAAUGUCAAAACAAAUACAAAACAACUGUCAGCUGAAAAAAUGACAAGUUUAUAAGAAUAUUUCGUGUCAAAACAAUUCCGUGAGAUAUUUUAGUAUCGAUUCUAACCUAAAAAACCAAACAGCUGAUUGGUUCCAGACGUCACCUUUCUGUUUACAUUUGUGUUUACUUCGGUCAAAAUUUGAACAAAAUUCAAGUAAAACGCUUUCUAGGUCAAAGUGUUGCGGGGGUGACGUAAUUUUCGUGUAGAUUUUUGAUCAUGGGAAACUUUGGUUACUGUGGUAUCAAGUGAAUUAUGGAAGGAAUUGAAUGUUCAGGAUUCACUUUUUACAAUGAAUUCGAUUCGGCCAAUUUAGCUAAAGUUGUCUACGUUCACCCCAAUGAAUCGGUUAUUCCGGUUCCCAACAGUUCGACCAAGUCAACACCUGAAGUCCCAGAUGCUGAGUUCAAUCUUUGGACGAAGCCCGAUUGUUGUGGGACGGAGUUCGAGAACGGGAACAGGACUUGGUUCUAUUUUGGAGUAAAAGCACAUUCGCCAUGUCUUCUAGUACGCCUCAAUAUAGUCGAUCUCAAUCGACAAGGCAAAAUGUACAGUCAAGGUAUGGCACCCGUAUAUCGUACAGUCCCUGGAAAAAUGCAAUGGGAACGCAUACGUGACAAGCCCAUCUAUAACACCGUUGACGACAUAUUCACUCUCAGUUUUAAAUUCAAAACCCCAGAAAAUGUCCAAAGUAUCACAUAUUUCGCCUUCACUUACCCAUUUUCCUACACCGAUCUUCAAAAACUAUUAACAAACAUUGAUUUAAAAUUCGAAAAUUUCACAGCCAACUAUGAGGACGAUAUUUACUACCAUAAAGAAGUAGUUUGUCGAUCGUUAGGUGGCCGCGACAUUCACCUUUUGACAAUUUCUUCUUACCAUGGAAUAACACCCGAAAUUGAAACCCGCUUGAAAAAUCUUUUUCCCGAUAAAAAUUCCCGUCGACCGUUUAAAUUCGUCGGUAAGAAAGUCGUCUUCGUGUCGGCUCGGGUUCAUCCAGGAGAAACUCCUUCGAGUUUUGUUUUUAACGGUUUUCUGAAUCUACUAUUGACUCGUGACGAUCCGGUUGCGAUAAUGUUGAGAAGAUUGUACGUUUUCAAGAUGAUUCCGUUUUUGAAUCCUGAUGGUGUAGUUCUUGGACAUUAUAGGACGGAUACAAGAGGUGUUAACUUAAAUCGAGUUUAUUUGAAUCCGAUUUUGGCACAACAUCCGGCAGUUUAUGCUGCAAGGGCUUUGAUAAGGUACUAUCACUACGGCUAUGAGAAGGAGGAUGUGGUGGAUAAGUCGCAAGGAGACGCGACGAUUAGUGUUAAAGUGUCGAAUAUGAGUCUUGAGGAGAAGGAGGGAGGAAGCGUUUGGUGUGCAAAAUGUAAAGGUAAGAUGUGUCGAAGAUGUAGAAGUGCCGAAAUUGUAAAAGAUGAAGAUGAAAAUAUCGAAGUUAACGCAAACGAAAGCGGACUAUUUCUGUACAUAGAUUUGCACGGCCAUGCGUCUAAAAAAGGGAUUUUUAUGUACGGAAAUCAUUUUCAAGACUUGGAACGGAACGUCGAAUGUAUGCUUUUACCGAAACUGAUGAGUAUGAAUAAUCAUAAUUUUCACUUCACUGCCUGUAAUUUCACCGAAAGGAAUAUGUAUCUCAGGGACCGUCGAGACGGCAUGAGUCGAGAAGGCUCUGGCCGUGUAGCUGUACUCAAGCUCACCGGUUUAACAAAAAGUUAUACUCUCGAAUGUAACUACAACACAGGUCGAAUCGUAAACGUCCUUCCAGCGACCAUAAAAGAAUCUCACAAUAAAGUCCACACGAUUUUGGUUCCUCCAAAAUACACUCCACAAAUAUUCGAAGAGGUCGGUAGAUCACUAGGUGCUUCAAUUCUAGACCUCACCGGUCAAAAUCCCUGUUCACGUAUUCCCAAUUCCGAAUUUCAUUCCAUUUCCGGUUUGAAAGAUUGGCUAAGGAUCUAUUGUGCCAAUGAGAUGGACGAGACUAGACCUCACAGCAAAAUCAAGCUCAGAAACUUAGCCGGCCUCCAUAAUCAGGGAAAACCCUCUCAUGGUUUAUUACUGAAGACGCGACCCGUUUCGGCGCCGAAACGUCUAGCAAACCGUCCUAGACCUGCCACAGUUCCAAUCGAGCGCAAAGAAAACAUGGCGGUGAGUUCAGCCGCCGCCAUGUUGGCGUCACAACCGAGUUGUUCACAUCAUACCACCACCAAUGAUACUAACACUAAAACUUUCCGUUUGAAUAAAAUCAAAACGAAAACUAAAUUCAAACGGAACGUCAGCGGUGAAAGAAAAAUCGUCCGCAAACAGAUAAAACCAACAAAGAAAACAAUUGCUGAAGAGCGGAAGAAGUUGCGCGAGAUUUGCAUCGAAGCGAAAAGCGAGGAGAAAUUGUGGAAGGACGAGGCAGGGCCGAGUCGUGGAGCCACUUUUAUCGUUCAUAAUUUUGCGAAAAAUUCCACUUUUGUCAAGUGUAAGUUUAAAAAGCACUCGUUGCGGAGGUUGACGAAAAGUUCGCCCGAUGCUGGUAAGGUCGACAAAGUGAAGAAAAGGAAGAAACUCAAGUCGAAAUAGAUUUCUGUUUGUAAAUUGGUGGUUUAUAAAGUGAUAUUUUUGUGA
This is a messenger RNA of Tribolium castaneum (red flour beetle), 2750 nucleotides long. RefSeq names its product carboxypeptidase A. The transcript is spliced from 8 exons. Gene Ontology annotation, biological process: proteolysis; protein deglutamylation. The record is from RefSeq and is a predicted model, not a curated record. Bases 390 to 2705 code for a protein of 771 amino acids. Gene Ontology annotation, molecular function: metallocarboxypeptidase activity; zinc ion binding. NCBI's taxonomy places the organism in Eukaryota, Metazoa, Arthropoda, Insecta, Coleoptera, Tenebrionidae.